AAAAUACACAAUUCAAAAUUUUUAACAGUAUGUUGUGUAAUUGCGUCCUACAUUUUAAAGAUUUAUUUUGAAAUUUUUCUAAAAUGCAACCCUGUCAGCAUUGCAUUAUUGUAUUAUCAAAAAACAAUUUUGCAUGAUAUUUCUGGAGUGGGGAGUUAGUAUACAACAAGAAAUUGCCACUGAGCGGGAGUUGAGUAGGUGUCGGUAGUACAAUAGCGGAAGGCUGUCCUAUGAUAAAUAAAAGAUAAAUAACUGGAGAAAAUUGUCUAAAAAUAAAAAUAUUGUUUGCUGUGAGUCACGUCAAUUUUCGUCAUUGCCUAAAUCUCAGAGAUAAUUGACAACCACUUGCUAACUUGUGAGAUUUACUCGUGCAAAAACACAACUUCAGCAAAUUAGAAAGUGCAUUGUAUUAAUUAAACAAAUAAGUUACAUAAAAACACAUUAAAAAUGGCAACUGGCGAAGGUGUACCACGUAGUGAACUCCAAGAACUACAAAUUAAAUCUGGGCAGGUGGCUGAUGAGUCUCUGGAGAGUACACGUCGUAUGCUGAACAUGAUGGAAGAAAGUAAGGAAGCUGGCAUACGUACGCUUGUUGCACUUGACGAUCAAGGUGAGCAACUUGAUCGUAUCGAAGAAGGCAUGGAUCGUAUUAAUGCUGAUAUGCGUGAAGCUGAGAAAAAUCUAAGUGGCAUGGAAAAAUGUUGUGGUCUUUGCGUGUUGCCGUGGAAGAAAGUGGCAAUGAAAGAUGAUAGCGAUAAUGCUUGGAAGACAAAUGAUGAUGGUAAAAUUGUUAAUAACCAACCGCAGCGAGUUAUUGAUGAACGUGAGCGUGGUGGUAUGGGUGCUCCAGCACAAUCUGGCUAUGUUGCACGCAUCACGAACGAUGCACGUGAAGAUGAAAUGGACGAGAAUAUUGGACAAGUUAAUUCCAUGUUAGGUAAUUUACGCAACAUGGCGUUGGAUAUGGGUUCUGAGCUCGAAAAUCAAAACAAACAAAUCGACAGAAUCAAUGCCAAAGGCGAUGCCAACAAUAUACGCAUGGACGGUGUCAAUAAACGGGCCAAUAAUCUACUCAAGAGUUAAACGCACACAGGGUAAAUGGGCACAAAUCACAAACGUAGUCCAAAUUGCACAAAAAUAUAUAUAUCAUGCACAAUUGAAUCAUAAGUCAACUAUAUAUUAUAUACAAAAGCAUAUACAUUUAUUUAUUAUACGAUAUAUGAAUAUACGUCAGAGACACUGUAACUAAACUAAACUAAACUGAACCCAACUAAACUACUUACGGAACUAUAUAUAUAUAUAUAUUUACUAAACGCAACUGAACCAUCUAAGAGAGUACAUAAUUUAUAAUAUUUAUCUUGACUAAUGUUUACAAUAAUGUUCGUACCAAUCUUUACUAUUAUAUAUAUUUUAUGGAUUUUUUUAUAUUGUGCCGUUGGCUAUGACGUUUUUGAGCGGAGCAAUACGCAUUUUUAAUUAUAAAUAAAUACUUCAAUUUCUAUUAAAGUAAAAAA
Molecule: messenger RNA, 1514 nt
Organism: Teleopsis dalmanni
Lineage: Eukaryota; Metazoa; Arthropoda; Insecta; Diptera; Diopsidae
Gene: Snap24
Product: synaptosomal-associated protein 25
Exons: 2
Coding region: 448-1083 (211 amino acids)
Biological process (GO): exocytosis; synaptic vesicle priming; synaptic vesicle fusion to presynaptic active zone membrane
Cellular component (GO): SNARE complex; plasma membrane
Molecular function (GO): SNAP receptor activity; syntaxin binding
Source: RefSeq, a predicted model, not a curated record